Haliotis rufescens (red abalone) is the source of this 2597-nucleotide messenger RNA. RefSeq names its product pyridine nucleotide-disulfide oxidoreductase domain-containing protein 2-like. The record is from RefSeq and is a predicted model, not a curated record. NCBI's taxonomy places the organism in Eukaryota, Metazoa, Mollusca, Gastropoda, Lepetellida, Haliotidae. The coding region runs from base 618 to 2084 and encodes 488 amino acids. Gene Ontology annotation, molecular function: oxidoreductase activity. The transcript has 17 exons.
UGUAAGGCCCUACAGACUGCCUGGCUGUCUCAGUUCUGACCCUAGAAAGUCAUGCUCCAGGUGUGAGUGGUUAGCACUACCACAGUGGCCUGGCUGUCUCAGUGCUGACCCUAAGGAAUAAUGCUCCAGGUGUGACCAGUUAGAAACUACCACAGUGGCCUGGCUGUCUCAGUGCUGACCCUAGGGAGUAAUGCUCCAGGUGUGAGUGGUUAGCACUAUCACAGUGGCCUGGCUGUGUCAGUGCUGACCCUAGGGAAUAAUACUCCAGGUGUGACUGGUUAGAAACUACCACAGUGGCCUGGCUGUGUCAGUGCUGACCCUAGGGAAUAAUACUCCAGGUGUGACUGGUUAGAAACUACCACAGUGGCCUGGCUGUCUCAGUGCUGACCCUAGGGAGUAAUGCUCCAGGUGUGAGAGGUUAGCACUACCACAGUGGCCUGGCUGUGUCAGUGCUGACCCUAGGGAAUAAUACUCCAGGUUUCAAGUUUUCCAGGGCGUCUUAUGUUUUGAGCUUGUUACGUCCCCAGAUAGUCAAGGAUUUGCAGCUUAAGGUCAGCGUCAUAGAGCUGGAACAUUGCUGAGUUUGGCAUUAAACCACAGACAAAACAUGUAAAGACAUGCAUCCGAGGACAUGCAAAAGAAGUAUUGUUCAGCAAAAGUAUGGGUUGAAGGUGUACCUGCGUGACCCCAGCUCCUACACCCCCCUGGCGACACCUGGUGGUCGUGAUGGCACAGCCAGGUCACUGCUGCUCAGUCGAGAUCAUGAGAAGAACAAACAACAGAUUGCUCAGUUCUCCCAUAGAGAUGCUCAGGCUUUCAGUGACUAUGAAGAAAGAAUGGACCGUAUUGUGGCAGCCAUGGACCCUUUGCUAGACAACCCACCCUUCCCACUCACUGCAUUCAGCUCAGCUUCACUCUGGGACAAGUGGAACAGCCUACCGUCAAUAAUUGCCCUUCUUGGAGCUGUGAAAUCUUUAGGUCCAGAACUUACCGACUUCUAUGAAUUUAUGACUGCACCAGCCCAGAAGAUAUUGGACCGCUGGUUUGAAUCGGAGCCCCUGAAGGCAACACUUGCCACGGAUUCUGUGAUAGGGGCGAUGUUGACACCAGAUUCUCCAGGCAGUGGGUAUGUGCUACUCCACCAUGUCAUGGGAGAGCUGGAAGGAAUCAAGGGAGCCUGGGGCUAUGUGGAGGGAGGAAUGGGAGGUGUGUCUCAGGCCAUAGCUAAUUGUGCCACCGACCAUGGUGCCAGCAUCUUCUGUGACAGAUCUGUGAGCCAUGUGCUGACCCGGGGGGAGAGAUGCGAGGGGGUGGUUCUGGUUGAUGGCACUGAGAUCAGAAGCAGGGUGGUGCUAUCUAAUGCUACCCCAUCUGUCACAUUCCUGGACCUGGUCAAGUCGACCACCCUGCCUGACCAUCUCACUGCUCAGCUCAAACACCUGGACUUCAAGUCUCCAGUCACAAAGAUCAAUGUUGCAGUUGACAGGCUGCCCGACUUCCUAGCUGACCCCAACAUCCAUGACAACACUGUGAUGCCACAUCACCGCUGCACCAUCCACAUUAACUGUGAGGACAGCCGCCUCAUCACUGAUGCCUACUUGCAGUGUCAGGCAGGCCAGAUGCCAACAUGCCCAGUGAUUGAGAUGGUGAUCCCCUCCAGCCUUGACCCCACCCUGGCCCCGCCUGGGAGUCAUGUGGUCCUGCUGUUCACUCAGUACACCCCCUACACCCUCGCUGGGGACCGGCCCUGGGACGAUACUACCAGGAACCAGUAUGCUGACAUAGUGUUUGACAGUAUAGAGAAGUAUGCCCCAGGCUUCAAGAAAAGCGUCAUCGGACAAGAUAUACUGACACCACCAGACCUAGAGGAGAUCUUUGGCCUGACUGGUGGGAAUAUUUUUCAUGGGGCAAUGUCAUUGGACCAGCUGUUUCUUAGUCGACCAAUUCCAGCGCUUUGCAACUAUCGGUGUCCAAUCAGAGGCCUGUAUCUAUGUGGCAGUGGAGCACACCCAGGAGGUGGCGUGAUGGGUUCUCCUGGCAGAUUGGCAGCACAGACUGUACUGGCAGAUUACACCAAGCUCUGACACAGAGAUCUGUGUCUAUGAAGCACAGACCUAGGUUGAGCAGGCACUUGUUAUAGCUGAUGACGGAUGGUGCACCUGUGGCUCUCACGUGGCAAGAAUGAGGUCUGAUGCCAGCAGAAGCACACACAUCUGUCUGCUUCUUCAACAUAUUCAUCCUAGUUUUGAUAAACUUAAUGUUGAAACUCAUAUGGCUCAAUAACAGACCUUUAGAUAGCUGAUGCUGUAGUUAGUAUGUGAUCAGCAGGCUUCUUCAGAGCUCAUUUCCUUCUUGCCUUUAGACAGCAGUACUUGUAAAACACCAUCGCCCCAAAUCAAGGAUUGACAUGAGUUGGUAUUGAUGGUUGGUCCUUCUGAUUUGGUGAGAUUUCCUGCUCAAACCACAUUUACCCUGUUAAUGACUUGUAGAUGGAACCCAUUUGAACUUAGUAUUUUUGCCAGAAAGGGUUAACCGUUCUUUGUAUCAGCCAUACAACAAUUUGACCAUGGCAGAAAUAAAUUAGAUUUUUUUACAAA